GACAGGUUUACCGUAAUGAUUUCUGUGUUGGAAGUGGAGUGGGGGGGGAAUUCCCAGCCAUGGGCAUCCUUUCCAGUUUCCUCUUUUGAUGUGUUUGAAUCGCUUAUAAAUACCCUGUCUGAGAGCACACAAGACAAGCUCCAUCUCCUUUGGCUUUGCCUUUCUGCAGUGCUCCGUGUCAGCCUUGUGCUGGGAACCAUGAAGCUCUUUGUCUACAUCGCGUUGCUCUCUCUUCUAUGUGCAAGUGCUGACAUGUUACCAAUACUCGAAAGUGGACGAUUUGCCUGGGAUGCAGUGGGAGGGGCAUGGGAUAUGCUCAGAGCAUACAAUGACAUGCGUGAGGCAAAUUAUAUAGGUGCUGACAAAUAUUUCCAUGCUCGUGGGAAUUAUGAUGCUGCCCGAAGAGGACCUGGCGGUGCUUGGGCAGCUAAAGUGAUCAGUGAUGCCCGGGAAAGAUGGCAAGGCGGCGUGAGCGGCCGCGGGGCCGAGGACAGCCGUGCCGACCAGGAGGCGAACGAGUGGGGCAGAAACGGAGGGGACCCCAACCGCUACCGACCUGCGGGCCUCCCCAAGAAAUACUGACACCGCAGCCCCCUCGGGGGCCACGUCUGCUGCCCUGUUAUACCGCCCCUCUGCAGCCCAAUAAAGAGAUUCUCCCAAAAACCGC
This is a messenger RNA of Calidris pugnax (ruff), 667 nucleotides long. RefSeq names its product serum amyloid A protein-like. Gene Ontology annotation, cellular component: extracellular region. NCBI's taxonomy places the organism in Eukaryota, Metazoa, Chordata, Aves, Charadriiformes, Scolopacidae. Bases 16 to 582 code for a protein of 188 amino acids. The record is from RefSeq and is a predicted model, not a curated record. The transcript has 4 exons.